UUCAACCUAUCGCACACUGCUUUCUCUAAUGUGAAUUUCCAUCCACUCAUUUCUGCGUUCAUUUUAUUCGCAUAUGAAAGAUUAUUUUUGUUUUUUGACCCAUAUUCGGGAUCCGUCAGUGUUGAUAUUUCAUAAUCGUUUUACGUUGCAAAAGCACCGUACUUAUUCUUCAUUUCCUCAUUCGCAUUUUUUGCAGUAUUUUUUAAACUAUAAAGAACAUAACCUAAAAAGCAUUUAUCAUAUAUUUUGUUUACUUUUACGAGAGAAUUGCAAUUUCUACCAAAACUUGUCAUUUUCCAUUGCUCAUAAAAAUAUCUCUUAUUAUUUUUGAAGGUCAUUGUUCCCUCAAAUUUAUCCUAUUCUCUUCCAUGCUCAGGAAUUUCGAGCAUUUUGUUAAUUUUGUAAAAUCUUGAACAAAAAUGUAUUGCUCUGUCUCUUAUGGUUAAAGCUCACUUUUCGACAGCUGAGUUAUGUGAAUGAAUAAAAAAAGUCUACUAACAAGUCACAGAUUUAUGCAGGCGGCUGACAUCCUGGAAGUUCGACAAAAAAGACGUAUCUACGAUAUUACAAAUGUUCUGGAAGGAAUUGGAUUGAUAGAGAAGAAAAGCAAAAAUAGUAUACAGUGGAAGGGUGCUGGACCAGGAUGCAAUUCGGAAGAGCUCGGAGACAAGUUGUUCUUACUUAAAGAUGAGAUAAAAAAAUUGGAGGAACAUGAAGCAACUCUUGAUACUCAUAUGCAAUGGAUUAAACAAAGUAUAAGGAACAUCGAAGCAGAUUUAAAUAACAGAAAGUUCACUUAUAUUACAUACGAGGAUGUUAAAGAACAUUUCGCUGAAGAGUUUGUUCUUGGGAUCGAGGCGCCAACGGAUACCAUACUAAAAGUUCCGAACAUAGCAAAGCAAACUGGCGAUGAAUCAGAGAACGACUUGAAUUAUGAGAUGUCUUUGAAGAGUAAUACCGGCGAAAUUAAGGUUUAUGUCGUUCAGCCCCUUCUUGCUGAAACUUAUGACAAUAAAAUGGUGGAAAUGAGGCUCAAAGCUGACGAGUCAAAAGGCACAAAGAGAGAUAAGAUGGAAAGCGAGUCGAAAGACGAUUCAAGACCAAAGAGAAAAUCUGCAAGAUUACCCAAAGGAGUAACGAAGACAGAGUUAUCGGAGGAAGAUGAAGAGGUAGAAGAUUCUGAAUCGCUAGCAGCAAAAAUCGCGCUCGGCGAAAACACGAAUCUUAUAGGACCGGAUGAAAACUUACUUGACGAAUUUUAUUCAGACUUUUGUGGACCUUUAAUAAGACUCAGCCCACCACCCGGAGAGAAAGAUUAUCUAUUCAAUCUUGGCGAAAAUGAAGGCAUUUUCGAUUUAUUUGAUAUUGCAGCUAAAUAACACACGCUCACCCCACCAGGGAAAUGAAUCAUGCAUAAACUUUUGGAAGUGAACUUGGAAUUGUAUUGCACAAGCAAUUGGGGUGGAAGGUUGGAAGUAAAUCCAUUGGAAUGAAAAACACUUGGAUGGAAGCUCGUCGGUAGUACGAAUAAACUGAGCGUUUUUUUUUUCGAUACACCCCGAAGAUGUGUGUGGUUAUAGACGUAUGAAUCAAGAAAAAUCCGAAUUUAUACGAUUAAGUAUAAAAUUUGAAGGACUGGAAAACUCAGUGAACUUCAUCAGUGUUGAAAUCAUGAAAACGUUCUCGGCAAUCGAACCCGAGAUAGCUCGAAUUUAAAAAGGAGUGAAAAAAAAAAUAAUAAAAGCACAGAUCGACGACGGAUCAUUAUUAAAUUGUCAUAUCCAUCGAAUCUUCAACGUAGAAUUUAAUUACACGUAAUAAAUAUAAAUACAUGUUAUAUUACACAAUUAGGAUGAAUAUUGAUAAAACAAAUAUGUACAUAGAGCAUUAUUUGCAGCAGCAAAUAAUUGACGGUUGAACAAGGGAUAAAUGACGAUGCAGCGAGAA
This is a messenger RNA of Venturia canescens, 1947 nucleotides long. Its product is annotated as transcription factor E2F4-like. Gene Ontology annotation, molecular function: DNA-binding transcription factor activity, RNA polymerase II-specific; protein dimerization activity; RNA polymerase II cis-regulatory region sequence-specific DNA binding. Gene Ontology annotation, cellular component: RNA polymerase II transcription regulator complex. Gene Ontology annotation, biological process: regulation of transcription by RNA polymerase II. The coding region runs from base 477 to 1379 and encodes 300 amino acids. The transcript has 7 exons. The record is from RefSeq and is a predicted model, not a curated record. NCBI's taxonomy places the organism in Eukaryota, Metazoa, Arthropoda, Insecta, Hymenoptera, Ichneumonidae.